GAAGGAAGUGGUCGCAUACGUCUCUCGCGCUCUCGGUGAUGGUCUGUGACUCGGCUCGUGCGUAGGGCUUCGUGACCGACGUCGUGUUUGUUUGUUUUCGUUUUUCUAAAAGCUUGUGUCUCCCUCCCACUAAAUCCGAUGUGAUGCAGCCGCAGGAAGGAACGAUGAGGGUGAAGAUCUGCAGCAUGGCCCAACAGGCGGCCCUCGUGUGCGGCGUAAUGACGGCCUUCGCGCUCGUCUUCCACAACCUGGCGCAGGACACGGCUGGUACCAGGGCGGCCAGCCCGCGCCUCUCGGCUGUCCAGGGCUGGCCCGAGAGAGCCCCUCGCUCCCUCGGCAGGGACUACGAGCUGCCAGGGGGCGAGAACGCCCUGCAGGAGGGCCAGGGCGAGGGCCAGACGGUGGCGAGGGCGGAGGACCCCCUCGCGGCCGCCGACGCGGGCGACGACGAGGAGGAGCGAAGGAAAGGCCUCCUGAACGCCCUCGUCGCCACGGCCACGGCCAAGCCCACCACCUCCCUCGACGACAUCUUCAUCAGCGUCAAAACCACCAAGAAAUUCCACAAGGAGAGGCUCGAGAUCCUCCUCAGGACGUGGUUCAAGCUCGCGCCCCACCAGACUUGGUUUUUCACGGACGACGACGAUGCCGAAUACCAGAGGAAAACAGGCGGUCACCUGAUCAACACCAACUGCUCAGCGUCCCACAGGAGGACUGCGCUCUGUUGCAAGAUGGCCAGGGAGUUUGAUGCCUUCUUGGAGAGCAAUAAGAGAUGGUGGUGCCACUUCGACGACGACAACUACGUGAACGUGCCCCAGCUGGUGCGGACCCUCGGAGACUACGACCCCACACAGGACUGGUACCUCGGGAAGAACUCCAUCCGGGCGCCGCUGGAGAUUAUCAACAGGGAUAAUGUGUCUCAAAGGAUUUCCUUCUGGUUUGCAACAGGAGGCGCUGGAUUCUGCAUCUCCCGAUCUCUCGGUCUGAAGAUGAUGCCCGUCGCUGGAGGCGGAAAAUUCGUUAGUGUCGGAGAUAAAAUUCGUCUCCCUGAUGACGUCACCAUCGGAUACGUUGUUGAGCACGUACUACGGAGGAAACUGACGGUCCUGGACGAGUUUCAUUCACACCUCGAGUCCAUGAAACUUCUCAACACAGACAACCUCGCCAGUCAGAUCAGCUUCAGCUACUCGAAACACCCGCGGGGGAAGAUGAACGCGCUGCCCAUACACGGCCUCGACGCCUCCCAGGACCCAACCAGAUUCCUUUCCAUCCACUGUCGACUCUUCGGUGACGCCCCUUACUGCCCCAAAUAACAGCUGAAGGAGGCGCAGAAGGAAGAGUAAUAGGCAGUAGAAGACAUAGGAAUUAUACAUAAAAAAAAGGCCUACAUUUUGGAACACAAGAAAGAAAGAGAGAGAGAGAGAGAGA
Messenger RNA from Penaeus indicus, 1425 nucleotides. Its product is annotated as fringe glycosyltransferase-like. Bases 144 to 1310 code for a protein of 388 amino acids. The record is from RefSeq and is a predicted model, not a curated record. Gene Ontology annotation, molecular function: O-fucosylpeptide 3-beta-N-acetylglucosaminyltransferase activity. Gene Ontology annotation, cellular component: membrane. Lineage: Eukaryota; Metazoa; Arthropoda; Malacostraca; Decapoda; Penaeidae. The transcript has 9 exons. Gene Ontology annotation, biological process: regulation of Notch signaling pathway.